AUGUCCGAAAAGUCCCCCCCAACCUCAACAACCCCCUCCCCUCCCACAAAACCCAAAUGGUACCGCAGCACCACCUACAACGCCCUCAUCCUCGGGCUCUGCAACUUCCUCGCCCCCGGGCUCUGGACCGCGAUGAACUCCCUCGGGGGCGGCGGCAGCGAAUCGCCCUACCUCGUCGACGCGGCCAACGCCCUCACCUUCUGCCUCAUGGUGCUCUCGUGCCUAUUCGGCAGCGCAAUCGUCCGGCUCAUCGGGGUAAAAUACACCCUCAUGCUGGGGACGAUCGGCUACGCGCCCUACGCGGCAGGGCUGUACACGAACAACCGGUUCCACAGCUCGUGGCUGCUCCUCCUCGGCGCCGCGCUCUGCGGCCUCAGCGCGGGCAUCUUCUGGCUCGCGGAGAGCAGCAUCGCGCUCGCGUACCCCGAACCCUCGCGCCAGGGCUUCUUUUUGGGGUUAUGGCUAUCCUUCCGCGUGGGCGGCCAGAUCCUUGGCGGCGCUAUCAACCUCGGCCUGAACGUCGACCGCAACACCGCAGGCAGCGUCAGCUACGCCGUCUUCCUGAUCUUCGUGGCCCUGCAAGCCUGCGGCCCCAUCGCGGGGAUGCUGCUCACGCCGCCGGAGAAGGUCCAGCGCAGCGAUGGCGUGCGCGUGCAGCUGCGAUUGUCGGAGGACGGGGUGUGGGCGGAGCUGAAACAUACCGUCCGUCUCCUGUGCACGAAGAACGUGCUCCUCAUCCUCCCGCUCAUCGCCCAGGCCAUCUACACCGAGGCCGUCAUGUUCACCUACCUCGAUCUCUGGUUCAGCGUGCGCGCCCGCGCGCUGGCGAGCUUCCUGUCCGGGUGUUUGGCCCUCAUGGCUGGCAAUCUGUUGGGGUAUGUGCUUGAUAACUCCCGCGGGAGUCUGAAAGGGAAGGCGAGGGGGGUCUUUGCGGUGGUUAUGACCCUGCAGGGCGGCGUGUGGGUGUGGGCCACCGUGAUUACCUCGAUUUACCGGGAAAAGGACCAGGCGGCGCUCGACUGGGCGGAUCCCGGGUUUGCGAGGGGGUGGGUGCUCUAUCUCUUCUGGGUGGCCAUGUUCCAGGUCAAUUAUAUGUUCUUGUACUUCGUGGUGGGCAACUUGGCCCGCAACAAAGGCGAGGUGGUGCGGUUGUCGGCGCUGCUGCGCGGGACCGAGUCGGCCGUGCAGGCGGUUUCGUACGGGCUGAGCAGCGUCGGGAUCAUGGCCUCGGUCGGCGGCACGUAUCUCAACUUCGGGCUGUGGGCCAUCUCGGUGUUCCCCGCUUGGUUGGUGGUCAGGCAGAUUGGCACGACGCUGGGGGAUCGGAAGAGGGAGAGGGAAGAGGAGGCUGCUUUUGACGAGUAG
This is a messenger RNA of Aspergillus aculeatus ATCC 16872, 1365 nucleotides long. RefSeq names its product DUF895 domain membrane protein. Gene Ontology annotation, molecular function: transmembrane transporter activity. The record is from RefSeq and is a predicted model, not a curated record. Lineage: Eukaryota; Fungi; Ascomycota; Eurotiomycetes; Eurotiales; Aspergillaceae. Gene Ontology annotation, biological process: transmembrane transport. Bases 1 to 1365 code for a protein of 454 amino acids. The transcript has 4 exons.